Molecule: messenger RNA, 1882 nt
Organism: Tripterygium wilfordii
Lineage: Eukaryota; Viridiplantae; Streptophyta; Magnoliopsida; Celastrales; Celastraceae
Product: protein SHI RELATED SEQUENCE 1-like
Exons: 3
Coding region: 604-1236 (210 amino acids)
Biological process (GO): positive regulation of DNA-templated transcription
Cellular component (GO): nucleus
Molecular function (GO): DNA-binding transcription factor activity; DNA binding
Source: RefSeq, a predicted model, not a curated record
AUAAGCUGCAGUUGUCAAUCAGUAAAAGAUGAGAUGUGAAAAGUACCAAAACAUAGCCAAUGACGAUUUUGGGUAAAAACAAAUCUCGCACUAGUAUUCCCUCUGAAUCAAUAAUCACCCACACCACAAAUUUGGCACAGAAAAUGCCUCCUUUACACUGUCUAAUCUUUGAAGGAGGGAGGGGGGUUAUGGUUUUGUCUUUGUUUUCUUCCUUCUUCUGUUUUUCAUUUUUUUUUUCCAAUAUGUUUUUCUGGGUAAGACUGUGUAGAUCAGUUAGUGGGAGGGGAUUUUUACUUCCAACUCUUGAAUUGGCUAUAUAUUUGGCAUCCCCAACUUGGGCAUGGAUUUCUGUACUGCUAUAUCUUUUUCUAUUCUUCUUGAAUCAUGCCUUACAAUCCCCCACUUUGCUUGUCUGUUCUUCACCAGUGACCAAAAAAGGCCUGGAGCAAGAAAACCCAAAACAAUGGACUAAGUACUAACAAACGUCAAAAAAACACUACUUUGAUAAAGUUUCAUACAAUCAAAAAACACCCACUUCUCAUAACCCUUUCCUUUUAGAAGGAUGGUUUUGGGAAUGAAGAAGAAGAUUUUGAGGAGGUGGUGAUGAUGAUGAUGUUGAGGCAGUCAGGAUUUGGUAGCUCAAGAUGUCAAGACUGUGGAAACCAAUCAAAAAAGGAUUGUGUUUAUAUGAGAUGCAGGACUUGCUGUAACAGUAAAGGCUUUGAGUGUGAAACUCAUGUGAAGAGUACUUGGGUUCCUGCUUACAGAAGGCAAAAGAGACACCAACAACUUCUUCUUCCAGCUUCUUCUGUUCCACAACACGAUAACCCUAAAAGGUUGAGAGAGGAGAAUCCAUCUUCACGAGGGCUAGAAGAAAGGAAUUUUCCAUCGGAAGUUAAUUCGCUGGCGACAUUUCGUUGUGUCCGAGUGAGCUCCAUUGAUGAAACAGAUGAUGAACAAUAUGCAUACCAGACAAGUGUGAAUAUAGGUGGACAUGUGUUCAAGGGAAUCUUGUAUGAUAAAGGCCCUGAUGCAAGCCAUUAUAGUCUAGGUGAGAGCUCUUCUAGUCAAGCACAUGUAGCCAAUGCUGCUGAUCACCAUCAAGCCCUAACUACUGCUGCUGCUGCUUCAGCUGCAGAAGAAGUACCAUUUCUUCCUCCUUCAUUUCCAUUCCCUCUCAAUGCUUUCAUGUCUGAUAUAAUAGUACACCUAGCUGGUCACUUGAGGCGGCCUUAGCCGAGAAGGAAUUCAUAGAAGAUGAAUACAGGAAAAAGGUUGAAGAGGCCAAAAGAAGGGAGGAAGCUUUGGAAAAUGAUUUGGCGAAUAUGUAAAGAAAGAGGCGGCUGCUCCUGAGAACACUGACGAGAGGCAAGAUGAUGGGGGAUAGAUCAAUUCAGGCAUUCAAAAACAAAUGGCAUCGAUGGUUAUAUAUGCUGUCCAGAAAGAAAGUCCAAGUAGCACCAAAAUAUAAGCAUACGUUGUUUACCCAUUUAAUUGUUAAUUCUUUUUGACAUUUGCUCGUGUAUUUUCUAAUUCCAUCUAAAGUUUCAAAUUCAGGGGAGGUUAUUUUGUGACUUUGUGGGGCAACUUAUGUGCCUAUUUACCGAGGACAGAAGGAUGUUUGUGCCAUCCCAGGAAGGGCAGCUGUGCUCUGUUUGUGAGGUUGCAGUACUGAUUGGAGUUGAUGCUUCAGGUUUGCUAUGUUCUUGUUCCCAGAUAAGAUAAUCAAGUGCCGAACCCGUAUAUAUAUAAUUUCAACUAGUUUCCAGUUCGACCUCUUGUUUUCAGAAGCAAUCAGAUGGAUCAAUAUAUAGAUAUAUCUGUAGGUUAAAUGUAAGAAACAUCGAAGAAGAGUUGUCAAAUGAACUUUUUUCUGCCACCU